AUGAAUAAAAAUACACUAACAAAUAAUAUACACGAUAAGAAUUACAAAUACUCAAAGAAUAGAAAAGCAAGUAACGAUGAAAUGGCAUACAUUACAAAUGAAGAAAUAAAUAUGAACAAUUCUCAUAUUGGAAAAGAAAAAAAUGUUGACUGCAAUAAAGAUGGAACUAUAUUUAAAUUGGUUGAUAAAAAUAAUAAUGAUAUGUUAUUGAAAGAUGAAACGAAGGAAUUUACUUCUAAAAGCAGUAAUAAGGAUACAGUAUUUUUAGGUGAAAAGGGUAGUAGAUAUUUAGAAAAUACCAUAACAAAUAGGAUAGAUACACCAUUAAAUAGAAAAAACAUAAGUUCUAUAAAUAAUAAUAAUAAUAAUAAUAAUAAUAAUAAUAAUAAUAAUGGUGAUACUAUAAAUUUUAAAAAUCAAGUAGAUAAUAAUUCUAACAUUUAUAACACAGCAAUAUAUACAAACUAUGAUAAUGGACUAGGUACUAGGGAUGAUAUAUAUAAUAAUAGCUGCAUAAAUAAUAUUGAUAAUAGUAACAGUAGGAAUAUUACUAAUUAUAUUAUUAGGAGUAAUAAAAUUAUAAAGCGCAAGAAAAAUAAAAUUAUAUAUUAUAAUACUACUCACAAUAAUCGUGCUAUUACUCAAAAAGGAUAUGAUAUUCAAGAAAAAUAUAAUUCAUUAGACAUUGUUGAUAAGAACAAAACAGAAGGAGUAUAUAAUACUGAUGAAAUAAAUAUGGAAUGUAUUGAAAAUAAAUUGGAGGAUGGAUAUAAUAACACGAAUAUAUGGGAUAAGGUGAAUGUAUCUUUAUCUAACUGUAAACUGUCUGAAGGAGAAAAUGAAAAAAGAUCGGAGGAAAUUUAUUUAAAUAAUUUUGUUUCUGACAAAAAUGACAUGAAUAACACGUGGGAUAUAAACAACAUGAAUAAUAAUAUGAUGUAUUCAAAUAAUUUGGGAUGUGAGGAAAAGAAUUAUCUUGUACCUAAUGAAAAUCAUAAAAGAUGGACAGAUGAAUAUAAUAUAGAUGAAAUGUUUAUUAAAAAAAAUGAUAUUGAACAUAUAAACCCUGACAUAAUAAUAAACAAUUAUAAAAAUAAUAAUAUACAUAAGACAACGGAAAAUAUAGGCAAUAUUAAAAGUAAUAAUAAUUAUAUAAAUGAUAGGAGUACAAUUAAUGGCGAUAAGUUAAAAAAACUUACAAAUGAGAAUAUAUAUCAUAAUGAAUAUAAUAAAAAUAAAAGCGAUGAUAAUACCAAGUAUAAAAAUAAUAGGAACUAUAGGAACAAAUAUAUGAAUAGGAAAAAUAAUAAAAAUAAAACUAAAAAUAAUGCUAAUAAUAAUAAAAGUGAAUGUAUAAAUGAUGGAACGAAUUGUUCCCUAUAUGAUAGUAUCAAUAGUUAUAAUAUCAAUAAUAAUAAUAAUAAUAAUGUUGAAAAUGUCACAAAUAUAUUUAAAAAUACUCCGUUUUCUCAUAUUACUAUGAAUGAGAAUAAUAUCAGAGAAGAUACUUCUAAUAUUCCUGUUCAUACAAAUAAGUAUCUUUUAAUGCAAAAAAAUGUAAAUGACAUCAUUAAUUUUAAUAUAGCAAAAAAUAAUAGUACAAACGAAAAUAAUAUUCUAGUAGAUAAUAUGAAUGAUAAUUUAAAAGAAAAAAAUGAUAUGCCGGAUGAUAUAGAUAAAUUUCUUUUUAAUCAAAAUGAGAGCAUAUCAAUGGAUGGUACUAAAUAUAUCAUGAAUGAUUUAGAAAAAUGCAAAACAUGUAUGGAAGGUGAAAAAGAAAUAAAUGAUGUAAUUGAACAUAUAAGUGAAAAGGAAAAUAUUGAUACAAAAAAAAAAAAGUAUAGUAAUAAAAAAAAAAAUCAUUUACCUAAUUUGAAUAGUACAAUUCAUACCUUGAAAAAUAAUAUAUAUCAUAAUGUAGACCAAAAGGAUGAGGAGAAAUUGGGGUCUAAUAUAAUUAAUAAUACGAAUAGUGAUAUUAAUAAUAAUAAAAUGGAUGAAAAUGAACAUAAUAAUGGUAAUGGUAACAGUAAUGAUAAUGAUAAUGGUAAUGGUAAUGGAAAUAUUUUAGGUGUACAUAUUUCACAGCAUAAUAAUUUAAUAAAUAAUAUGAAUUCUAUUAUAUCAAAUGAGUACACAUAUAUGAAUGAACCGAAGGAUGAGAAUAAUAAUGUACCUUAUAAUUAUAAUGUGAGAAAUAUAGAGGAUAGUUCUUCUUGUAGGAAUAACAUAAAUAAUGUAAAUUUAUUUGGGAAUAAAACAUAUAUAAAUGUACCAAAUAAUAUUGUAACAAAAAUGUUUAAUGAUACAAAUAGGUCUACUACUAAUAAUAAGAAUAAUAUGAAUAAUAUAUCUCAGAUAUAUGAAAAUAAUCCAAGUUUAAACAAUUCCCUGGUUAUUACAAAAACGAAUAUGCAAGAUAGUAUAAAUAGUAAUAUGAACAUUAUACAUAAUAAUAAUAAUAAUAAUAAUAAUAAUGGCGUAUAUUUUUUUAAUGGUGGAAAUAAUUGUGUUAAUGUCAAUUGUACAAAGAAUACAUCAAAUGAAAAAGAUGUUUUUAAUAGUAGCGUUUCAAAAAAAACAUUAAAUGAAAAUAUGAGUAUUGAGAGACCAGUUAUAUUAAAUAAUUCACAAAUGUUGGAAGCAUUUAUUCAAGGAAGAUUAUGUUUAAGUUGUGAUUCCUUAGAUCACCCUAUGCCAUUAUGUCCGAAUAAUUCUUUUGUAUGUCCUAAUUGUCAUAACGUUUCACAUAGAGGAAAUGAUUGUCCUAUGAAAUGCCGUUUUUGUUUAAAAUAUCAUAUGGGUAUUUCUAUAAUGGACUGUUUAAAAAAAGCAAGGAUACAAACGGAGAAGAAUAAUUCUAAUCAUGAUAAGAAGGAUAAUCAUAAUAGUAGCUGUAGUACUAGUAAUAAUAAUAUGAAUAAAAUUAACAAAAAUUCAAAAAGUAAUGAUGAAAAAGUUAACAUCGGUCCCCGAUUUGAUAUUAGUACAAGACCAGAUAAUUCAUAUGGUAGAAGUGUUUAUGUAUCUAACUUAAGUGAAGACAUUUCGAAUAUACAAUUAAGAGAUACUAUUAAUUUACAUCUAGAUAAUGGGUUUGUAGUAAAUAUUGACAGACAAGAUGGAUAUGCCUUUGUGGAGUUGUCAAAUUUAUAUUCUACAUUUCAAUUAGUGCAAAAAACUGUUAGUAUCAAUUUUAAGAAAUUAAAAAUCCAAUUCAAAAAAACUGGGCAGUUUUUAAUACCAGAUAAUCUUUCACAAAGUUUUGGAAAUAUGAAAAAUUUUAAUAUCAACAUUAAUAUGAAUAGUACGAAUAACCACAAUAAUAAUAAUAAUAAUUAUAAUAAUAAUAAUUAUAACAAUAACAAUAAUAAUAACAGUAAUAAUAACAAUAAUAAUAACAAUAAUAAUAACUGUAACAAUAAUAAUUAUAAUAUAGUCGAAUAUAACAAUAAAAAACCUUUAACUGGACCCAGUAAUACACUUUCAAAAAAUAUACCAAAUCAUAUGAUAAAUAAAAGCUUGUCGAACAAAGGUACAACCUUUUUAAAUAUUCCACCUAAUAGGAGCAGGCAAUAUAAUAAUAGAAGUGCGAACAAUAAGGGUAAUAUGGGAGCAAACAAACAAUACAAUAACAAGAAUAAUAAUAAUAAUAAUAAUAAAAAGAAAACUAAUUCUAAUGUAAAUAUUAAUCAUACUAAUAAAAGUAACCAAAUCAACAAUAUAAUUAAUAAUAAUAAUAUUAAUAAUAAUAAUAAUAAUAAUAAUAAUAUAAAUAAUAUUAAUAGUAAUAAUAAUUUUAAUCAAUAUUGCAGUAAUAAUAUUAUGACUGUGGAAAAUUCUAACACAGGAAAAUUUACAAACACACAUUUAUUUAAUGGAGAUACAUUCCUUGAAAAUAAAAAUAAAAAUAUUUACAAAUCUUUUCAUCCAAAAUAUUCAAAGAAUACACCACAUUUAUUCAAUAAUCAACAAAAACUAUUCCAUGCAACAGAAUUACAAAAAGUACAUCAAAAUUCAAUCGAACCACGUGAAGAAGUCAAGAAAAAUGACAUUAAGGAAAAUAUAAAAAAAAAUUAUGCUUGUAGCAAUUCAUUUGACAAUGAGAUCAAUAAAUAUCAUAUUCCCCAAAAGGAGAAUAACAAAAUGUUAACAGAAAAUAAUUACCAGAAAAAUAGGAAUUCAUACAAUGUUAAUACAAUAAUGUUAGAUCAGAAUAAAAAGUGUAAAGAUAAUAAUUUAUUUGGUUCUGUAGAAUAUAAGAUUAACAUGGAGAAUAAAAAUAAUUUUUCUAAUGAAUGUAAUAAUUCAUAUGAUCAUAAUUUUAUAUAUAAUUAUAAUUUUUCGAAUGAUAAUAAAUUACCAUAUAAAUGUAGUACCUCUAAUAAUUAUAAUUGCCCUAAUAAUAAUAAUUCUCAAAAUGAUUACAACACAACGUAUAACCAUGGAUUGUCAAAGGUUAAUGAAAAUACUGAUAAUUCUUCUAUCGAUAUUCCCUUUAGAAACCAUGAUAAUAAGAUAAUAAGUGAUUAUAUGAAUUCAAAUACGAACACAACAGCCUCAGGAUUUUGUCCAAACACUUUAUUUAGAAGCAAUGACAUAAGUAAUAAAUUAAUGAAUCAAGAAGUUAAUAUAUAUAUGAAUAUAUCGAAUGAAGAAAAUCGACAAAUAAAUAAAAGUAUGAGAAAUGAAACAAACAAAACUACUGCAACUAUUACUACAACUUCUGAUAAUAUCAUGAAUGCAUCUUUUUUUAAUACUAUGUUGUAUGUUAAGGAUGAUUAUGUUGAUAAAUGUGAUGAAGGAAAUAAUAGCACCAACUGGAUAGGAUAUCCUGAAAAUGCGAUAAACAAUAAUAGUAAUGAUAAUAUAAAUAUAAUAAAUAGUAAGAAUAAUAUGGAUAAUAUGAACAAUAUUAUUUAUAAAAAUCCUCCAAGGAAUUAUAUGAAUAAUGAAAUUAUUGUUAAUACUUUAAAUACUUUUCCUCAUGAGAAUAAAAACAUAUCUCCAAAAUAUAUAAACGAAAAAGAAAAUGAUGAAUUUGAAUAUAAUACUCAUUUGAAUAUUAAAAGUAUUCUAGAUGAUGCGAUAGAAAUUAAUCAAAACACAAUAGAUUAUGAUCAAUACAAUUAUUAUGAUAAUAUCCCAAGUUUUAAUAAUAACGAUAAUAACAUUGACAAAUAUACAAUUCAAAAUAAUGUGGACCAAAAUGCGGUUACAAAUUAUAAUACAUCAAAUUAUAAUAUACAGAUGAAAGAAGAAAAUAAUUAUAAAGAAAAUGAUUUAUUAUAUUAUACUAAUUUUGAUAAAACAAAUAUUAAAAAUGAGGAACACAUAUAUAUAAAUAAAAAUAUUUGGAAAGAUAAAUUUGAUAAUUGCUAUAAUAUAUGUAAUGAUAUGUUUUUUGGAAAUAAUGACAUUUAUGACAUCUUUUCGAAUUUUAAUUCACUCAAAAUGUAUGAAAAUAAUAUAGCAAAUGAUAAUAUUAUGGAAAAUAUAGGAAAGCAUGUAAAUAUUGAUAAUAUUAUGAAUGAAACUACUAUGGAUCAUAUAGAAAAUGACGGCACUAUAGAUCCUAUAGAGAAUGAUGUUACUAUAGAUCAUACGGAUAAUAAUGGCGAAGAUAAUAAUAUCGCAUAUAAUGACACGUAUAUUUUCAACAAUAAUAUAAGAUUCAAUAAUACAAGGUUAAAUAAUGACACAUUCCAAAAUGUAGAAGAUUGGAAUAAAAACAAAUUAUCUGAUAUAUUGAAAAAAAAUGAGAAUAUAAUGUUUGAUGAUAAUAAAGAUAUGACAAAUGAAAAUGAACAAAAUAAAAAGGACAUAGAUGAUCUUGAAAUUUUAAAUAUUCCUUAUAUGAAAAAUAUGAAGGAUAAAGAAUUGGACGCAAUCGAGCAGGAUUUAGAAAGACACAUCAAAGCGUUAUGGAAUAUAAGAAAAAUUAAGAUAGUCAAAUCUUAUGAUGUUCAAAAAUAA
This is a messenger RNA of Plasmodium falciparum 3D7, 5976 nucleotides long. RefSeq names its product putative female development protein FD1. The record is from RefSeq and is a predicted model, not a curated record. NCBI's taxonomy places the organism in Eukaryota, Apicomplexa, Aconoidasida, Haemosporida, Plasmodiidae. Gene Ontology annotation, molecular function: RNA binding.